GACAGAUUUUCAUCCAAGUGUUACCCAAGUACCUGCGGAUCCAAAGGCCUAAAGUGGAGGCCUCAGAGAGUGAGAAACGUGUUGCCCUGAGCCGUGUCACGGACGAAUACUUCAUCCGAAAACCCGCCAUGGACUUAAACAACCUGAAGGCGAACAUGAGAGUGGAUUUGCCCCCAAGCCACCUGUUUCCGGAGAUAAACAGAUACAUAAACAGCCUUGUUCCCCAAGUGGUAUUGCCUCCGGAUCUGAAAGCAGCUGUGGACGCCAUCAAGUACAUCGCCAAGGAGCUACAGGGGCAAGAGGAAUAUGACAAGCUGAAGGAGGACUGGCAGUACGUGGCUAUGGUCGUGGACCGGCUGUUCCUGUGGGUCUUCGUCACCUUCACCUCACUGGGGACGCUCGCCAUCUUCCUAGAUGCCAGCUACAAUGUUCCGCCUGUCAAUCCCUUCGACCCCUUGGCGUAAUGCCGACCCCUGGCAGUUCUCUCCGCCCCCCCCCCCCCCCAACCAUUUGAGUAAAAGCGUCUUCCCUCCCCAGUCCACCCCAUUCUCCAGUCUCUGGUGUGAAUGCAACGCGCUAGGCAACAGUUUCGCUAGAAGGCUGUCUCCUUUUUCCAAUUUCGUACAAGAAAAGUUUAGCCUUCCCGCUCUCACUUGUGGGCCAGAGAGUUAAAUCUCUCUCUCUCUCUCUCUCUUCCCGGUUGAAUCCUUCACACACCCCCCACAGUGCAGUCCAGUUACUGAAGCUAGGUCAGGAUGUCUCUGUAGGAAAACUGAAACCCUUUGCUUCAAUGUGCCACAAUGUGAAGUUAUUCACUUGAGCAAGAAGCAUGAAAAAAAAACAGUAAUAUCUAAACAGGGAACAACUGUAGGAUUCCAAGGCACAGAGGGACUUGGGAGCUCUGGUGCGUGAGUCACAAUAUGUUAGUAAUACAGUGCAGAACGCUAAUGGGAUGUAAUUAUUUAAUGAGAGGAAUCGAAUGAAAAGUAAGUUCUGAAGUCACACUGGACUCGAAAUGUUAACUUUGGUUUCCCUCUCCACAAAUGCUGCCAGACCUGCUGAGUUUGUCUGGAAUUCA
Chiloscyllium plagiosum (whitespotted bambooshark) is the source of this 1078-nucleotide messenger RNA. Lineage: Eukaryota; Metazoa; Chordata; Chondrichthyes; Orectolobiformes; Hemiscylliidae. The record is from RefSeq and is a predicted model, not a curated record.